AUGGCUGCUUGUCAUCUCCGUUCAGUCAGUUUACCAACCGGAUCUCAUCCUCUAACUGCAAGUAUUGAGGAGCAACUGUACAAGUUGAAGGCAUCACAUUCCUCAUCAAUAGGGCAGAAACUAAAUGGCCUAAAAAAUUUGUUCGAGUGUGUUGAUGAUUUGCUUCAACUGCCAACCACCCAACAAAAUCUAAACAUGUCUGGAGAGAACGCAUUAAAUGGAUCUAUAGAGCUAUUGGAUAUGUGCGACACCACAAGAGACUUCCUUUCACAGAUGAAGGAAUGUGUGCAGGGACUCGAAUUAUCUCUCCGGAGAAGAAAAGGCGGAGACUUUUGCUUGACAAGCGAAGUUGAUGCAUAUAUGGUAUCUAGAAAGAAGUUGAACAAACUGAUUUGCAAGUCUCUGAGAAACUUGAAGAGAAAGGAGAGGAAUUGUUCACCAGCAGCAUUGAACAGUAACUCGAACACGAUUACCAUGCUAAGAGAUGUCGAGGAAAUUAGCGUUUCGGCUUUCAAAUUCAUCUUAUCUUUCAUUUCUGUGCCAAGGGCAAAAUCAAAGUCCUCUAUCAUCUCAAAAUUAUUGCAAUCCAAGCGCGUUUCAUGUGAAGUUGAAGCCAGUGAAAUAGAGAACAUUGAUGCUGAGUUGCUUGUCCUAAAAUCAAGCAAAGACAUCAAACAUUUGCAAAUUCAAAAUGUUUUGAAAGGAUUGGAGUCGUUGGAAUCAAGCAUCAAAGAAGCAGAGGAGGAACUUGAGUGCAUAUAUAGGCAGUUGGUGAAAACCAGAGUAUCCCUUCUCAAUAUUCUGAAUAAUUAGUUGUGCUGCAUCUGGCAACUACCAAACACAAUUUUGUAGCAUAGAAUUUAUUC
Jatropha curcas is the source of this 866-nucleotide messenger RNA. RefSeq lists its product as uncharacterized. Lineage: Eukaryota; Viridiplantae; Streptophyta; Magnoliopsida; Malpighiales; Euphorbiaceae. The record is from RefSeq and is a predicted model, not a curated record. Gene Ontology annotation, biological process: shoot system development; root development.